UAUCCACAAAAAUCGAAACACUGCGAAAUAGUAUCCAACGUAACGUGAGAUCUGUCAAUAGGUUUUCUGUAAUCGUCAUUUGGUGAAGGGGUGGACAUACGGUCGGUGUAUUAGACAAACUCAGAAUGUAUUGUGUGUUUGUAAAAUGUAAUUGAUCAAAAUUCAUUACACAUGGCACCUUCGAAGGACAAGUGGGUGCGGCGUUUCGUCAUUACAGAGACGAAGCGACAUAAAAAAGGAUUCACAAUUUACAAAGUUACAUCAUUGAUGUACUUGAAACCGUCGUUGGAAGCUAUAUCAAGAGUAUCAGUUUGGAAACGUUAUAGUGACUUCAGAAAGCUUCAUUCGGAACUCAAGGUUCUCUCUACAUCUCUUACUAUUAAAGAACCAUUUCCACAAUUUGCUAGGCCACGUUACUUUGGACGUUUUGAAGCAGAGGUCAUAGAGGAAAGACGGUUAUGUGCUCUACAAUUUCUUGAAUUCAUAGCAAGGCAUACUCCAUUAUUCAAGAGUGAAGUGUUUGUCAAAUUUUUCGAUAAUGAUAUAAAUGUCUGUCUAACUGACUGUUCUCAGUCAAUGAGUUCAGAUGCAUCAGAGGAUGAUAGAAAUGCCAAUGUAACAGACACGGAUUCAUUAAAUAAUUCUACGUCUCUAAACGUAACCCAGAAUAGGCUGAAAAAUGGUCAAAGUAUUUCCAACGAGUUACCAAAGUUUGUUUACACAGAACAAAUAAAGCCAACAGUAUCAAAACGUAUCUAUCAGUCAAGCACAAAGGUCAGACCUGAUCAGAAUUAUGGGAAAUUGUCUAUGAAAAAUCAAAGCAUAGAUAAUUCACCCUUAUACCAAGAACCAGGAACAGAUCAAAUUAUGUCCAAGGAGAAUCUCAGCACACAAAGUCAUAGUGAAAGUAUUGCAGUCAUGGACACAGGACAACUAACAAGUAAUUGCACAAUCAGCAGUACAAGUAUCGACGUCAAAGAAUUUCUGCAGGAUAAAGAAAGCCCCAAGCCGACACAUGUCAUAUCGUCCGUUUUAAUACACGAUGGUUCUGACCUUCUAAAUACGCAAGAAGACUCUGCGCAAUAUAUUCUAAUAGCUGCAGCUCACAUGAGUGCAGCGUUCCGUCACGAGGUUAUAGCUGAGUAUGAGGAAGCUUUUACGCAGUACAAACUGGGAAUUUCAAAUCUUCUCAAUGGGGUACAGACGGAUCCAGACGUGAACAGAAGGUAUACGAUAAAGAAUAAGAUAACAAAGUAUUUAGAGAGAGCUGAAAGACUGUAUAACAGGCAUCUUAACUGUAAUAUCUCUCUAUUAUGUAAGCCAAUAACAGAACUGCAAAAUUAUAAGGUACUACGAGUCAUUGGGUCGGUAAUACUCGUGCGAGAUAUAAUGCGUGAAUGCAAUAGAAUGAUAAAAACAGUGGAAAAACCAGCUGGACGUAAAGAAGACAUAAGUAAUUAUAUUCUACGUGGCAAAGUACCUCACAUGGUACAGCUUUAUGCCUGUGUACAGACAGAAACAACUGUGUUCCUGGUACUAGAGUAUGCAAGUGGCGGAAAACUGUGGGAACAUGUAAAAACGCAGUACAAAUCUGCUGAAAAUAAGAUAAGCUCUUAUAAGAAGAGUCACACAAGAUCUAUUAGUUGUGGUGCUGUAAUUCAACCUGAUUAUGAGAGUGUGUUGGAUUCUAGUCAUAAAAAUAGACAAGAAGAAAAGAAAAUUCCGGAGAUAAAACACAGUAUUUCAGACUUUAUUCAGCAUGACGAUGUAUCUGAAUCUCAGGAGAAUCUUGAGAUUUCACCUGAAGAAUCUUUGAGAAGAUUGGAAGAGGAAUUUGGAGCAAAUUCAAAGUAUAAUAGGGAUUUGCCUACUACGGAUUUGUUAGAAAAAGCACAAAAAUUACUUCAAUCUGUUAAUGCAACGUUGAAGAAAAGUAAUUCCAUUGCUUCUCGUUUAAAUGAAUCGGAGGAGCUGCUACAUCCAUAUCACCAUAGUGACUCUACACUUGAGAAGGAUUCCCUGAAGGAAAUUGUGGAAAUUGAUAUUCACAUCCAAGAAUCAGAACAGGAUUGUGUCAAUUAUGAGAAUAACUCUGUAAAAAUGAUGAAGCCGUUGAGUGACAAUGAAAAUACAGAAGAAAGUUAUGAUUUGAGUGAAUUAUCAACUAGCGAAAGCUGUACUGACCUCAGCUUAGGUAAGGACAAAGUCUCUAGUAUAUUGGAGGAGGGGACACCAAACAUGGAACUCUCCCAAUUUGAAUAUGAGCUCUCAAAAAAGACAAAAAGUACCAAUGGCACUGUGGAAUCUAGUCAGUUUAUUAGAAUGAAUGGAGGUAGUCAGUAUGCAGACGAGUUACAGUUACAUACAGGUGAUGACAGUGGAGUGGAAAUGGAACAGGAACUGUGGAAAGUGCCAGAAACGAUUAUCAGGCAGUGGGCAGCCGAAGUACUUUUAGCAUUGGAGUCUCUUCAUCAGCAGGAUGUUAUAAUAGCUGACUUGAGGCCAGAUAAUAUUUUACUGGAUGAUAACGGGCAGGUGGUGAUGACGUACGUCGUACCACGACGUGAUGUCGAAUUACCACGAUCCAGGAAGCCGUAUAUGUCACCGGAACUGUCUAUGUUUUUACCAGCAAUUCCAGCUACAUCGGCUGCUGAUAUCUGGAGCUUUGGUGUUAUUCUAUAUGAAUUACUCACUGGAAUUCAAUUUCAGUGGAGACAUCCUGGACCAUUUCAUUCACAUUCCAUUGUCAGCAUUCCAGAUGAAAUAUCACAGACUGCUAAAUCCUUGUUAUUCAGUAUCCUAAAAUACGAGCCGAAUGACCGACUAACGAUUCCUGAAAUUAAACAGCAUCCAUUCUUCGAACAAAUCGACUGGGCAAAUCUGUUGAAUCCUUAAAAGAAUUUCAAAACUAGAAUGGCAUGUAGGGAACUACUUCUAUAUCAUAAUUAUAUUUAAUAAUUUAUUUUUUCGAUAUCUACCAUUCUAAUGAGUAUUAUUAGUACGUUUAAUCAUUACACGUUAAUUAUGAAUUAAGGCUGCUGUUCAGCUAAGAUUAUGCGUGUAUGUAUGUACACAUGUGAUGUGAAUAAUGACAUCACAAGCGAAGAUACACUUACAAUCGCUUUUCACUUUUAUUUUCAAUUAAUUGGUUUAGCCACCUUCCUUGCGCGAUAAGAAAUCUAGAUCAUCUGCAUUUAAAAUGCACAAAAAUCUUAUCUUAAAGAAUAAUGGGUAUACAAAAAACCGAUCGGUUAAAUUUUCAUGGCGGCCGCCAUUACACCAGCUUUACUUUUGUAAAUUUUUCAUCGAAUUAAAAUAUUCGAUACACUUAAACGCAGAUGACCCGUCUUCCGGGCCAUAUAAGGAAGCCAGUUGACUCAAUAAUUGUAUAAAUUAAUGGAAAACGCUAGUGAAAAAUGGUUUUUAAAGGUUUCUUCGGUUCUGACGUUACUGCUCUGCAUAUGUAUGCACCUAUAGAACGGCUGAACAACAAUAUUAAUAGUUGAAUAGAGGACAACCAAUGUCAAUGUAAAUCAUUGUACAAAUUGUAUAGACAAUUCACCAUAAUAAACUGGUGACGAUGAA
This is a messenger RNA of Cephus cinctus (wheat stem sawfly), 3585 nucleotides long. Its product is annotated as ribosomal protein S6 kinase delta-1. The record is from RefSeq and is a predicted model, not a curated record. The transcript has 4 exons. Gene Ontology annotation, biological process: protein phosphorylation. The coding region runs from base 172 to 2895 and encodes 907 amino acids. Gene Ontology annotation, molecular function: ATP binding; phosphatidylinositol binding; protein kinase activity. NCBI's taxonomy places the organism in Eukaryota, Metazoa, Arthropoda, Insecta, Hymenoptera, Cephidae.